This is a messenger RNA of Trichomonas vaginalis G3, 3033 nucleotides long. RefSeq names its product antigen BSP-related family. The record is from RefSeq and is a predicted model, not a curated record. The transcript has a single exon. The coding region runs from base 1 to 3033 and encodes 1010 amino acids. Lineage: Eukaryota; Parabasalia; Trichomonadida; Trichomonadidae.
AUGCUCUGCCAACUUACUGUUAUUCAAUCAUUGCUUCAAAAUAGAGUAUUUAUAAACCGAGCACCGCAAAUCAAUGGAAAAGAGAUCACAAUCACCGAGCAAAAAGAUAUUGAAGAUCCAUCUACAAAAAUAUUGAUAAUCAAAAACAACAUCAGCAAAAUAAUCUUCAAAGGGGAUAACAUUACAUCAAUUCUCUCUAUUUCCGGAUUACCUAUGAUUACCAAUGUUGAUAUUGAAGCUAAAAACGUUUACACAAUACCAAAUGAUUGCUUUGAAAACUGCAUACAUCUAGAAACAGUAAAAUUGAGUUCAAAUAUAAAGACAAUUGGACAGUCAGCUUUCAAGAAUUCUGGUUUGAAGGAUAUUAAUCUAGAAAGUGUAGAAGUUGUUGGUGUAGAAGCCUUUUCAUCAUGUUCUCGGCUUACAAAGAUAAAUUUGGCAGCAGCUGUUAAUAUAUCAGAAUAUGCCUUUAGCGAAAGUGGUGUAGAAAGUUUUACUUUUAAUGAUAAAGUCAUUGAAGUUGCAAUGAGUGCUUUUCAAGACUGUUUAUCACUUACUUCUGUUAAACUUGGAAGUAAGAUAACUAAAAUUAAUUCUUAUGCAUUCUCUGGUUGUCUUUCUCGCAAAAAUUUUGAUAAAGGAGGUGCUUCUAUUGAUACAAUUGAUUCAAAUGCAUUUGAAUAUACAGGUUUGAAGGAAUUUAUAAUAGAUGCAACAAUUACUACUCUUGGUGGGUAUGCGUUUUAUCAAUCCAAACUUGAAAAACUUACAUUUGCUGAGAGAUCUGCAGAACUAUUAAUUCCUGAAUAUAUUUGCAAAAAUUGCAUUUAUUUGAAAUCAAUUAUCAUCCCAGAAAAUGUCAAGUUCAAUUCUCAUGGAAGCAAUAUAUUUGGGUCAUGUGUAAGUCUUGAAUCAAUCAAACUUCCUUUAGAAGUUAAAGUAAUUCCAAAAGCUACAUUUUCAAAUUGUUCAAAUUUAGUCAAAGUUGAAGGAUCAGGGAUUGAAGAAAUUGGAGCAUAUGCAUUUUAUUGUUGCAUUAAACUUUCUUCGUUCCCAUUUGAUCAUGUUUCAAAGAUUAAGGAAUAUUCAUUUUCGUUUUGUUCAUCCUUGAAAGAUAUAAGUAAAUUGUCAACAACUACUCACAUUGCAUUUGGAUCGAACUCAUUUUCAUAUUGUACAUCUCUCAAAAUUGAAAAACUAUAUUCAAAAUAUACACUUGAACAAUAUGCUUUCUUAGGAUGUUCAAAAAUUGAAUCGAUUACAAUUAGCUGCCAAAAUCUCGCUGAAGGAUCGUUCGCAGGAUGUUUAGGUCUCAAAGCUGUAUCUUUUGAUUCCAUAAGUUUGCUUCAGGAAAUUGGCCCUUACUGCUUUAUGAACUGCACUAACCUGAAAACAAUUCAAUUCACUGAUAAUAUAAAUAUUAUUGGCUAUAAUGCUUUUGAAGGAUGUCAUUUGCCAGACAAUUUUGAUCUUAAUAAAAUAAAUACAAUUUAUAAACAUGCAUUUGCAAAAUGUCAAAUGAAAUCUCUUACAAUCAACACAAACAUUUAUUUUGAUGAAAAAUGCUUCAUUGAGUGCAAUAAGCUUGAAAAGAUAAUAAUCGGCCAAAAUGUAGAUCAAUUUUCAUUAUAUCCUUUCUUUAAUUGCUCUAAUUUGGCAUCAUUUGUGUGUGAAAAUAACGAAAACAUGGUUUAUAACGAUGGUAUUUUGAUGUCUAAAGAUAAAAGCACUUUAAUUGCAUUUCCACCAGCAACAAACAUCGAAGAAUAUACAAUACCAAAUGAUGUAACACAAAUAUAUCAACAUGCAUUUGCGUUUUCAACAAAAUUAAAGAAAAUAAAUUUAAAUCACUAUAUUGAAGUUUCAAAUUAUGCCUUCUAUUUUUGUUAUUCCCUUGUAAAAUUUAUAUUAGAAACAAACGCUCAGAUUUCAUUCGGAUCUUUUACUUUUUAUAAUUGUAUAUCUCUUAAAUCAAUCAAAUUCUUGUCGCCUGUAUAUUCACUUGGAAUUUUUUGUUUUGCUGGAUGUGUCAAACUCAAAGAAAUUGAUUUAUCUUCAUGUUCAUUAAUUGGUGAAUAUUGCUUCUUUGGAUGCAUCAAACUCAAAGAAAUAAACUUAUCAAAGGUAGAAAUUAUACCUUAUUAUGCUUUUCAAAGCUGCUGUGAAUUGUCUUCAGUUGUUCUUUCCGAGCAAUUAGUUUCAAUUGGAGAAUCUGCAUUUGCAAGUGCUGGAUUAAAAUCAAUUACUAUUCCAAACUCAUGCAAGAAAGUAGAUAGUUACGCAUUCCAUAGUUGUAAAGAUUUGUCAUCAUGCGAAUUUUCUUCUAGUGUAACAAAAAUCAACUCUAAAAUAUUAUACAACACAUCAAUUUCUCAUUUUAAGAUUUAUGAUUCUGUUAUUUCCAUAGAAACAGAUGCAUUUCAGUAUUCUAACAAUCUUAAAAUAGAGAUUGUAAAUCCUCAAACUAAUAAAUUUAUGGUCGAUGGUCAAGCAUUAAUCUAUAAACCAACAAAGAAAUUGGUUUUGACAUUUGGGAAACUUCCUCAAGAAUACAAAAUUCCAUCAUCUGUCGAAGUGAUUGGCAAGCUCUCCAUUAACUCAAAUGCAAUCAAAGAUGAAGAACUUGAAUAUCCAACCGAAUUAGGAACAACAACAGUAAUUAUCCCUUCUUCUGUCAAGAGUGUCGAAUUACGAGCAUUUGAAAAUUGUCAGUACUUAUACAAUCUUUGUUAUGAAGGUGAUGUUUUCCAGACUUCUUCAGUUAAUGCAAAACAAAUCUUUGUAACUGAUAAAUAUCCUUAUUUGCUUGCAUUCCAGAAGAACAUCAUAAGAACUGAUUGUAACAACAAGAUUCCUGAUAGUUACAAUCUCAUCCAAGCAUUGAAGAACAUGAAAAUUUUGGUAGCUGUUUUAAUAACUAUUGCUGUCCUUGCUAUUAUUGGUUGCAUAAUAUUAGGUAUUGUUUUGUGUGUAUCAAAGAAGAAAGGUGGCAAAAGCGAUAGUGAUAAUGAUAUCGAACCUGAUAAUGCAUAA